AUGAGAGGGCAAGACAUAGGGGUACGGUACAGCAAGGAGUCUUUGCUCAGGGAGAAGUUUUUGCAGCUCCCACUUUCCGUUGCCGCUCGUUUGCUGGAUGACUCGCCCUACUUGUUAGACUUGACAAGGCACAAAUUUCGCGUCUUUUUUUGGACGGACCUCGUUGCUCUGAACUUGUUCAACGUGGCCCUCGGUUCCUGUUUGGAGUCUCAUGAAUUCUGGAGAGACUUUCUAAGCCGCAGGUACGUCCAGAAUUUGGGGGCCAACAAGGGUUACCUGAUUUUCAGUGUUUCCACUGAACGUAACGUGUUUAUCACGCUGAGGAUUUCUGUGGUUCUGUCGCUUCAGCACCACUGCGGCAUCAGCUUCUUCGCUUGCGCGGCCACUUUUGGGAGGAUGCUGGACAAGCCAUUUCCCCUCAUGCCUUCCCACAUUAGGGAAUCAUGGGAUGCGGAGGAGGCCACUGUGGAGCUCAUAGGCGUUGCUCUAAGAUAUGAAGCUUGGGACGUUGGCCACUUGUUGGCUCAACGCUGUAUCCUGCAGUACCCGGAAGCCCAUGCAGCAUCUGUGCCGGCCCGUCUUUUGCUUCUUUUGGCAGCAACCCAUGGCUCGGAGAAGCCCCCUCCUAGCUCCCAGCUUGCAGCUACUGCCUACCGGAUCCAGCGUUUACUGGAAUACCACUGGGGAGGCCAUCAUCCAGCAACUCUGGAUGUGACCGUUGCACAGGCCUGGUGA
This is a messenger RNA of Eimeria mitis, 735 nucleotides long. RefSeq lists its product as uncharacterized. The transcript has 7 exons. Lineage: Eukaryota; Apicomplexa; Conoidasida; Eucoccidiorida; Eimeriidae. The record is from RefSeq and is a predicted model, not a curated record. Bases 1 to 735 code for a protein of 244 amino acids.